This is a messenger RNA of Suillus fuscotomentosus, 1034 nucleotides long. RefSeq names its product ribosomal protein L10e/L16. Gene Ontology annotation, biological process: ribosomal large subunit assembly; translation. NCBI's taxonomy places the organism in Eukaryota, Fungi, Basidiomycota, Agaricomycetes, Boletales, Suillaceae. The record is from RefSeq and is a predicted model, not a curated record. The transcript is spliced from 6 exons. The coding region runs from base 148 to 798 and encodes 216 amino acids. Gene Ontology annotation, cellular component: cytosolic large ribosomal subunit; ribosome. Gene Ontology annotation, molecular function: structural constituent of ribosome.
CAACCUCAUAUUAUAAAUCUUCUUAGUAACUAAGUUAGGUAGUUCAAAGUCAGCUUGAUUAUCUAAGAUUUAGCGGACGAGCUCGUCUAGCACUACCGCACCUUCUCACUCACCGUCAAGACCCCCGUGUAGCAUAUUACAACAACAAUGGGUCGUCGUCCCGCCCGCUGCUACCGUUACUGCAAGAACAAGCCCUACCCCAAAUCACGGUACAACCGUGGUGUCCCUGAUCCUAAAAUCAGGAUUUUUGACCUUGGUCGUAAACGUGCCUCCGUCGACGAGUUCCCCUUCUGCUGUCAUCUUGUCUCCGAUGAGUAUGAGCAGCUGAGCUCUGAGGCUCUCGAAGCAGCUCGUAUUUGCGCCAACAAGUAUGUCACCAAGACAUCUGGCAAGGAUUCGUUCCACAUGCGCGUCCGUGUGCACCCAUUCCACGUUAUCCGUAUUAACAAGAUGUUGAGUUGUGCUGGUGCUGAUCGGCUGCAAACCGGUAUGCGUGGUGCUUGGGGUAAGCCCUACGGCACUGUCGCCCGUGUCAACAUCGGCCAGAUCAUCCUCUCUAUCCGUUGCAAAGAAUCCAAUGCUGCUGUCAUCCAAGAGGCUCUCCGCCGUGCACGGUACAAGUUCCCCGGCCGUCAGAAAAUCAUUGUCUCGAAGAAGUGGGGCUUCACGAAUGUGGCCCGCGAGGACUACAUGAAGCUCAAGGACGAGAAGAGAGUGGUACAGGAUGGAGCUUAUGUACAGUUUAUUCGUGCUAGAGGUCCCUUGGAGCAGAACUUGCGUGCUCAGCUCAAAGCUUAGGUCUAUACUCGUUAUACAUAUAAUUACUCUCAGUGGAAUGUGUGUAAGAUGGACUGCAAGCGCCUGCAUGCUAGGAAUUCGUCAAUUUAUGCGAUUAUGUGAGUGACGAGAUCAUCAAACCUAUACAGUGUCAUCAAAUUUGGCUCCAAUAAAAGCUCCUGCUACUGGUACUAGAUCACGUAUACAGAUUUGUAUUGGUUCUCUGUGGCAAGAGUCGGCGCAUUUGCUUGCAAAGG